Messenger RNA from Danio aesculapii, 1098 nucleotides. RefSeq lists its product as uncharacterized. The record is from RefSeq and is a predicted model, not a curated record. The transcript is spliced from 5 exons. NCBI's taxonomy places the organism in Eukaryota, Metazoa, Chordata, Actinopteri, Cypriniformes, Danionidae. Bases 83 to 760 code for a protein of 225 amino acids. Gene Ontology annotation, biological process: regulation of apoptotic process.
UUUCGUUUUCAUAUGCCAUAAAAAAAAAAACGCUUUCAGUUGACGUGUUGGCAUCGUUGGCAUUAUUGAUGAUUGUUAAUAGAUGGACGGCACGGUUGUUUUAUCUCCUGAAAAGCUUUUACAGCGAUAUUUGGGCUUCCUCAGUAAGUGUAUGACUGGGCCUUUAGUUCAGAAGAUGUCCUGCUGUUUGUGCCGAUCCAACAAAAUCACCAAACAUGAAGAACAGGUUAUUACAUCUCAGUCCACGGACAUGCAGAAAGCCUCCAGACUGAUACAGAUUGUUAUUAAAAAAGGACAAAACGCGUGCAACUCUUUCCUCAGUUGCCUCGGAAUUUGUGACCCAGCAUUGUAUGAAAAAGUCACCGGAUUUCCCGCACGCUUUAAUGACGAGAGUCAUCAACAUUUAGAGGAAAUUCCUCUCUCAGAUAAAGUGCAAUUUACACCUUAUAUUAUAAACAUACAAAACUCUUCCCUGAGCAACUGCAUUAUUGGGAACAACAAUAACCAAUGCAUUGCCUGUGACCAGCAUGCUCUGCUUCCUCAGAAUGAUGCAAUCAGCGAGGAAGAAACGGCAGACCCUCUGAGCCAUGAUCAGCUGAUCCCACCGCAGGACACAAUAAGUGGCAGCAGCAUCAUUCACGUGGAGAAAUCCAACAUGGAACAUGUCAUUAUUGGGGACCACAACAGCAUGACGGUCACAGAGAGCUGUGACUCAGAUGUUGAGGAGGAUACAGAGACUGAGGCUGACAUGAUCAGUUAAAAGGUGUGAAAUGGUGAUCAGGGGAAAUUCAGCUUGACCUAUGAUUGUACACUGGAAGGAUAUAUUUAACAUGCCUUCAUAUGACCGAUGCUUUGGUGCUCAAGCAGAGCUAGACAUUAUUUUACACUUCUGUGCUAUAAGCUAAUACUGUCUUUCCUGAUUGAUACAGAACUGAACUAUGUUUCUCAUGUUUUAAUGGGUACAGCUGUUUAUUGUUUUUGCUGAAAUAUCUGAAAGGAUGCUGGCUGACAUUGUAAUAAUGUAGUAUUAUGUAGUCUUUUUAUAAGAUCUCUGUAAGAAUAGAUGCUGUGUAUGUUGCCAUGGGGCCUAAAAGUUUU